AUGGCUGAAGUAGAGCAUCAGUGGAUUCAUGAAAACAACCUUUACAAUGAAUUCCUUUUCGACAUUUGGUUGCCAAACAUUGGAAUGCGAUCGGGUAAUCUCGUCUACUUUGUGUUCUUCAAGUACCGUCUGGAGUACCACAGCAUAGUCGAAGUAUGAC
Messenger RNA from Strongylus vulgaris, 160 nucleotides. NCBI's taxonomy places the organism in Eukaryota, Metazoa, Nematoda, Chromadorea, Rhabditida, Strongylidae. The record is from the annotation of a GenBank genome assembly.